CGUCAAAUCAUCAAGAGGUGUCGGCGCGCGCCGCGACGCCCAGUACGCGUUUGUUUUUGGUCGUAUCGAGGCUUAUCUCAGCGUCCCUUCUCUCACCGGCCUCUCCGCGGAGCACCGACGGCAUAAGUCGGCCGCGUUUAGUCGUGUUUAGUCCCAGUGGCGCUUACCACAGCUGCUCGCUCUCGCGCCAGCUGCCACCUGUCGCUCCCGCACCUGUGCGCCUCCGACACCGUCGCCCCCGUGGAGUACCUCACUGCGCAGUCAGCAAGCCGGGCUGGAGGACACCGCCAGGAUGACGACGACGUGCCUCCCCUCCCGCCGGAGCCGGUCGGCCAGCAUGCUCGCGCACCUGCUCGAGUGCGCGCCUGUGCUCCUGCUGCUCCUGCUGCUGCUCGCUCCCAGCGGCUCAGGUUUCGCCGUCCACCACCGGCACCCCCAUCCCCACCACCUACGACACCACGGCCACCACCACCCGAUGUCCCCGGAGUCCACCGUGUCCCCGGAGCAUGCAUCCUCCCCGCCGCCCAUUAACGCGGAGGCCGUGGCCGUGGACGCCCUCCUGGAGGCCGUCAAGGCCGCCGAUCUGAACGACGCCGCCUGGGGCCCCGCGGCCAACGACGUGGACGACGGCGUGCCGCUGUUCAUGAAGCUCCUCCUGCGCGACACGGAGAUGGGCGCCAUCUUCAGCGAGUUCAGCCAGCCGGUGGCGGCGGCGCCUGUUCCGGGCUCCAGCAGGAACAAGACGCUCGCGAGCUGCGUGCAGCCUUCCAGGGUGACCGUUGGCCGCGCCGGCGCCAUGGUCGUGGAGUUCCCCAAGGACAGCGGUGGCAGUGGCGACGGCGGGUGGUGGCUCGUGCUGUCCACGCAGCCGGGCGCCGCCGACCUCUUCGAAGCCACCGUGUCCGUGUACCUGAGCGACGCCCAGGACCUCAAGCUCCUCGCCGCGCACCCGCUACCCAACGCCACCUUCCUCGCCGUCGACGUCACCAAAGCGAUGCUCGAGCUGGGGGGCUCCUGGCCGCGGCUCGUGGUGGACGUGACGUCGCCGAGGACCGCCGCGGGCGCGGCGAGCGCCGCCACCACGCUGGAGGUGGCGGGCUGGGAGCGCGGGCCGCUGCUCGUCCGCGCGCUCGACUGGGGGGAGGACGCCACUUCACAAGGCGGCUCCGGGAUGCGGGUCUGGAGCGACGUGCCCGAGGACCUGAUGCACCCCCCGCGCGUGCGCACCCGGCGGCGCUCCCACCGCAAGAGCGCCACCACCACGGAGGGGCCCGCCUUCACCUCGGCCGAGAACCCGCUGCAGAGUGCGGCCCGGUCGGACAUCCAUCGGGACGGCGGCGAGCAGGACGCGGCCGACGGCGACGCCUUCUGCCACCUGGAGUCGUGGACCGUGUCGCUGGAGGACCUGGGCUGGCCCUUCAUCGUGGCGCCGCUCACCUUCAACAUCAACUUCUGUGCGGGCCGCUGCCCGCCGUCGGCGCUCGGCGAGAAGCGCUACAACGCCAGCAUGAACGCCAUCGCCAGGACGUACAUCAAGCUGCACAGGGCUGCGAAGGCCAGCGCCGGCACCAGUGCGGACGAUGGCGCUAACAUCCCGGCCGCGCAGUGCGUCCCCAUCCGCUUCAAGCCCAUCGCGCUCCUGAUGAGGCAGAACGACGGCAGCAUCGACCUGUUCACGAGCUACGACCUGAGCGCCGACCGCUGCGGCUGUCGGUAGGCGCGCCCGCAGCCCGUCCGCGCGCGCCCCAGUCCAGGAGGGGAGGGACGUCAUCCCGCGGACAAGGACCGCUGUCGUUUUAAUUUGGGCCAGAGCCAAUAAUCAGAUAGGCUUGCCUGGUUAUGCUAGUCAUUUGAGAGUCGCCGCCGCCCGGCGCCGGGCGUAGCGCGCAGGUGCCGCCGCACCGCCCGCUUCAAGGUCGUCCCAAGGCCGUAGGGAAGACCGCCGGGGAUUGUCUUGGGUGGAAGGCUCGCCGGGCGGCGUCCAGAAGUGAGGACAUCUGUGGCGGAGAGCGAUGAAUUUCAUUUAAGUUAAGAAGUGAAAUUAAUGAUACCGUAAGCUGCUUUUGGUGGAGUGGAUUAAGUACAAAUGAUAGUUGUAAGCACAUUUCGAUCAUAAGUUGAUCAGAGAUAGUCCUCUGAUUUUUAGUUAGAUACUUACAGUGAUUAAUUGAUAUGUGAAGUUAGAUUUUAUCACCUCUCAGGAGAAUACAGUAUUUUGUCAUUUUGUCAUGUGUAUAUAUAAACCAUUGCCUGUGUCGCACGAGUUAUCGUUUCAUUACGAAUAAAACUUGCCCGUACCUGUAA
Molecule: messenger RNA, 2304 nt
Organism: Frankliniella occidentalis (western flower thrips)
Lineage: Eukaryota; Metazoa; Arthropoda; Insecta; Thysanoptera; Thripidae
Exons: 7
Coding region: 293-1717 (474 amino acids)
Biological process (GO): BMP signaling pathway; SMAD protein signal transduction
Cellular component (GO): extracellular region
Molecular function (GO): growth factor activity; cytokine activity
Source: RefSeq, a predicted model, not a curated record